CGACAACAACAAAAAUAACAAUUCGUAAUUUGGUAUUAACCCAAAAACCAAAAACAACAUCGAGAAUCGGGUUAAAGAUAAAGAAAGAAGCAUCAAAAACCAAAAGCUGGCAAGUCUUCUUCCACAUUUUGGUUUUGGGAUAUAAAACAGCAAAAAACUAUCUCAAAAACGGAAUACAAGAAAUACUGUGUACCCUGCAAUUAAAGUUGGAAAGAACUAAGAACUUUUUGCACUUGCGUCUAGCCGACUUCAUAUAUCAUUUUCCUUUAUGUGGUCUGUUUUGAGCGCUGGACAGGCGUAAGCGAGCGAGCGAUUCCGGAGCGAUGGCACCGAUGCCACCGAGGGCGCCCAACUGCCUCAUGGCCGCCUUGGCGCUGGCGGUCCUCCUGGGAGUGGGAAUGGACUCCGCGGACAGCCUGCCGAUCACCUCGCGCCCCAUCGAGGGCAACGUGCAGCGGAUGGUGUGGGAGGACUGGGUGAGCCUGGACCCCGAGCAGCAGAGUCUCGUCAAGGAGAAGAAGGUGACCGCCAAGUCGAUCUUCGCGCUGCCCUUCCGCCACUGCCCGCAGGGCCACACGCUCUACAACCAGCGCUGCAUCCCCCAGUCGGAGAUCGAUCCCACGGACCUGGUCAAGCAGGAGCUCAUCCUCGCAGGAGCCACCGACGGCCAUCCCCCGCCGCCGCCCAUCGCGGACUACGACUACGGCGACGACUCGGAGAGCGGGGAGAUCGUCUACGACCUCUCGGUGGUGCCCUCCGCCAUGCAGGACGCACUGCCUCCUCCUCCGGGCUCCGAGGACCAGGCUCUGCCCAGCGAGGACGCGCCGCUGAAGUUCAACAUCUUCGAGAAGCGGUUUCCCACGGGCACAGGAGCGGGUGAGCAGGAGGAUCCUCCUUUGCCCGCGGACAUGGAGGCAGUGGCCAAUGCCACCGGCCCUUCAGUUGCUCCUCCUGCCAGCACAGCGGCUACCACGUCUACAACCACCAGCACGACGGCUCCUCCGGCGGAAGCCUACCGACGCACUGCAGGCGGGGAUCUGCAGGCAUCUCCCAGCGACGCCCUCUCCACCACAACACUCCUCACGAUGCCUGGGAGCAGCAGCAACAGCAGCAGUACCAGCAACAGUAGCAACAUUAGCAGCAGCAGCAGCAACAGCAACAACAGCAUCACCAACAACAUCAGCAACGGAAACUUUGGCGAGGUGGAGGCCAUUGUGCUGCCGGCGGGUCAACUGCAGGAGAGCUCUGUGCAACUGGUGACCGGUUCCCUUGACAGCGACAACGACAACGUCAGCGACAACGACAACGAUGACUCUUCCGCCAGCGCAAACCAUCGGUUGAGCAAUGCGGAGGCGGAUCUGGCCCAGCUGCUCAAGGUCGACGCCUUUCUGCCGGCCUACGACGGCAGCAUCGAGUUGCUGCCGCCGCUCUUCAGCCAUCGAAAGGUGGCGCCGCCUUUGAGCGCCGACCAGGAUGCAAAGGCCAAAGUUGUCAAGGGGGAGCAAGAGGAGCUGGAGGAGCCAGUGGGGGAUCUAGGCGAGCUGGAGGAGGAUGAGGAGGAGACCACCACGGACAUGGAGGAGGGAUUCACCACAGAUCCAACAACAACAGCAACAGCAACAACAACCAGUGAUGGCGACACAACGGUUGCGGAGGCGUCAGUGGACACAUCUCCCGAUGCCUCCACCUCCACCUCCACCUCCAUUUCCAUUUCGAUCUCCUCUGAAAGAUCUCCGCAUCCACAGCCAGAUGAACAUCCACAUCCGCCAGAAGAACCCGAGAUAGACGAACGUGAAAAUCGCCUGGUCUUGAUAAAAUCGAAAGUGCAACCGGUUCAGUUGACGACAACAACAACAACAACAGCAGCAACAACAGCAACAACAGCAACAACAGCAACAACAGCAACAAGAGAAACAACUGCAAUAGCAACAACAACUUCUGCAGCUGAUGAUGCCGAUUCGAGCUCCUCCACCGACCGGUUUCAUUAUCAGCAUUUUUUCGAAGAUGCUGCCGCCAGCAGCACGACAACAGCAACACCAGAGCCCAGCAGCAGCAGCAACAACAGCAGCAGCAGCAGCAGCAGCAGCAGCAAAAGUGAGGCGAUCGAGCAGAAUGAUUUGCUGGCGAGUGACAAUGACAAUUUAAUGACAAACACGAUUGGCGGCCACGGAGACGAGGAUGUGGAUGUGGAUGUGGCUGGAAAUGGAAAUGGAAAUGGAGGUGAAACGACGGCCCAACAGGAACUGCGGCUCAUCAACGAGCUGGUAAAAGGCAACCGGCGAAAGCAGCAAGAGAAGCAAGAGCAGCCCAAGUUGGCCAGCACGGAAACAGUUUCCAGCGAGGAGGCGACGCCAGAAACGCGCUCCAGUUGGUCACAGGUGAUGCCGCAAUUGGGCCGCACUCCGUCUGAGGAGGCAACAACAACCAGCACAGAGACAGCAGCAGCAUUGGAGAAGGUUGAUGAGAGCAGCCCAGCUACAGCAGCAACAACUGCAGCAGCAGCAGCAGCAGCAACAUCAGCAGCAACAAUAGCAUCAACCACUGCAACAGAAGCAGAACAUUUAAGUAUUACUAACCGUAGCAAUAGGAAUAGCAAAAUAAUUAGAGUAGAUCAGCUGGCAGAGGAGGAGCCUGCAGCACUAUCUGCUGCAGCCAGCAGCAGCAGCAGCAACACCAACAGCAACACCAACAGCAACAGCAACCCGGAUGGCUACACGCCCUUCUGGUGGCUGCCAAGCAUCGGUUGGCGCUUGGAUCGCCAGGCGGACGGACGUGGCGGAGAUCAGUCGCUGCUGCUGCGGUUCUUCAGCACUUUCCGCGGCAGCGGCAGCAGCAGCAGUCCGGCGGUUAGUUCGCGCUAACAGCAACAGCAACAGCGGCAGCAGCAGCAGCAGCAGCAACAGCAGCAGUAGCAGAAGUAGGAGCAACUCCUGGCUCUCGCGAGGAUUCAGAGCCACGGGAAGUCGCCGGUUGCGAAGCAGCAACGUAGUGUCGUAGUGUCAGCAACAGCGUUUCAAUUGCAUGUUGAAUUUGUCCACAGUUGGGUCACCCUACACUCACUUCAUGUACGAGUAUUUAUUGUCUUUUAAUGUUUUAAUCAGGAGCCAAAUUGUACAUAGCGUAUCCGACUAUCCAACUACUCAACUAUCUAUUUACUACUUAGCAACAACUUUUCCUUUUCUCAUUAUUAUUAUUUUUUUUUUUUUUGGCCCUGGCAUUAUGUCGUACCAUAGUUCGUGUUAUUUAAACUACUUUCUUUUUUUAAGUUGUUGAUUUAAUUUUAGGGGACGUUUUUUUUUAUUACAAUAGUUUUAUUUGUGCGUGCUGCUGCCGUUGUUGCGACCUUAGCAAUAUUUAAUUGUGAUUACGUAGGCUUACGACUUGAUUGUUAAACUUAGGUAAAUGUAUUUGUAAUCCCUGAAUCUUCGAUGUAUCUUUUUUUUACCAACCACCAUCGCUAUUGUAACCCAAUAAUAUAUCUCUAUAAUAUGUGUAAAAUCGGAGCGUUCGUCGCAGCAGUCUCUGUGUAUAUACCGUAGUGCAAGCCAUUCAAACCGAAGCAUUUUAAACGUACUAUAUCCACUGAGAGAUCGAGUAUAUACACCCCUAGCGAGUACGCCUAAUGUUAAUGUACCUUUGUAUACUAAAAUCAACUGAAAUCUAUAACCUAGUGUAGUGCAUGUACAUAGUUAUAGGAUCAUCUCGCUUCGGUCCUUCGACUCACAAUCGAGGCGAAGGGAAGCGAAGCGAAACGAAACGAAUAAGGCAAGCAACGUGUUUUUGUCAAUUGAAAUUCAACCAACAACCAAAGCUCUUAAAAAAACAAAUGCGAAAUGCAAAA
Molecule: messenger RNA, 3841 nt
Organism: Drosophila ficusphila
Lineage: Eukaryota; Metazoa; Arthropoda; Insecta; Diptera; Drosophilidae
Product: protein folded gastrulation
Exons: 4
Coding region: 324-2861 (845 amino acids)
Source: RefSeq, a predicted model, not a curated record